This is a messenger RNA of Carassius carassius (crucian carp), 1231 nucleotides long. RefSeq names its product myelin protein zero-like protein 2. Bases 443 to 1042 code for a protein of 199 amino acids. Gene Ontology annotation, cellular component: membrane. Gene Ontology annotation, biological process: cell-cell adhesion. Lineage: Eukaryota; Metazoa; Chordata; Actinopteri; Cypriniformes; Cyprinidae. The record is from RefSeq and is a predicted model, not a curated record. The transcript is spliced from 4 exons.
UACAAGUAGAGUUAGAAAAAAAUAUUUUAGUUUUAGUUUUGUUUAAGAAUAUAACCGACAACGUUAUGUAACAUUAGUUAUAGCGGGAGGGAAGAACAAAUGAAACGAACAUCCAAAUCCCUGUGUUGUUUCUACACUGCUUAUGAGAAACAUGUAGUGGCAUGCACUGAAUACCUAUAAGAGAGCACAUAACUUGUGGGAAUCUGGUGUGCAGAAGUACUUUGUCCUGACCGGUUUUUGUUAACUCCUUUUAAAUCUCCUCCUCUUUCCACUCACGGUGAAGAGCAAGCAGUGUGAGAGGUUUAGCAUAGCCGCUGGCCUCAGGAGUGCUGAAGUACAACUAAUUUUCAGAUACUGAGUAUAAAUACAGUAAGUGUUUAGAUAUAUAGUUAAGAGUAGGCUCCUAUCAUCCUCCAGUAUUUUUCCUAUAACUCGGGUCUGGAUGUACCUGUUUCCUGCACUGGGUGCGCUUGUCUGGCCAGGUGUACAUCAUGUGGAGGGAAUGGAGUUGCUUACGUCCUCGGAGUUGGAGGCAGUCAAUGGGACAGAUGUACGGCUCAAAUGUACAUUUAAAUCGACACAUCCUCUCUCCGAAGAAAAAGUCUCUGUAUCCUGGAGCUUCCGACCACUUGGAAAGAUGACAGGAGAAUUGAUUUUUCACUACCACAAAAGUGCAUUUCCACCGGAAACAGGCAUAUUUAAGGGCCAUGCUGUAUGGUCUGGUGAUAUAAUGAAGGGUGAUGCAUCCAUCACGCUGCAGAAUGUGCAAUUCAGAUUUAAUUGUACCUACAGCUGCCAAGUCAAAAAUCCACCCGACAUCCAGGGCUUUAUAGGCGAGAUCAGCCUCAGAGUUGUUGAAAAAGUUUCAUUCUCUGAAAUUGGAAUUCUGGCAAUAGCUGUGGGUGGAUCCAUUGGCGUUCUUCUCCUGAUCCUCAUCAUUUUUACUGUUGUGCGGGUUUUCCGGAGACAGGAUGAUGAUAUGUUUGUUGAGAUGGAGGACCACAGAUCAGAGAAUCAGGUGCCGUGUGAGAGGAUGCCUUGAGUGAGUCUGUGCUGUUAGUUUGCUGUCUGGACUAACCAAUCUUUAACUACUAGUGAUAACAUAUUUCAACACAGGAGUUUCUAAUUAUAUGAAAUAACAAUAUCUAGAUGUCAAAUUGAUUGGUAGAAGCUUACGUUCUUCUACUCUUAAUUUUACAGAUAUAUGUUUUUAGUUAUCAUAACCUUUUUA